Colletotrichum graminicola M1.001 is the source of this 987-nucleotide messenger RNA. Its product is annotated as Di-trans,poly-cis-decaprenylcistransferase. Gene Ontology annotation, molecular function: ditrans,polycis-polyprenyl diphosphate synthase [(2E,6E)-farnesyl diphosphate specific] activity. Lineage: Eukaryota; Fungi; Ascomycota; Sordariomycetes; Glomerellales; Glomerellaceae. The coding region runs from base 1 to 987 and encodes 328 amino acids. Gene Ontology annotation, cellular component: endoplasmic reticulum membrane; dehydrodolichyl diphosphate synthase complex. The record is from RefSeq and is a predicted model, not a curated record. The transcript has 3 exons.
AUGCCCAGCAAGAGGGAUCGCAGGGUCUUGAGGACGGAUGACGUGGCGAACCUCGAGGACGAAGAGAAGAGAAGAUUGCUACAGGAGUACCUCCCGGACGGACCGCCCGAAGGCGCACAACGCCAAUGGCGUGACGACAACAUCCCUUCCAAGGGCAGAUUUGGCCUGCGACGCGCCCUGCGUACGAAACUGCACCUCACCGUUUACACGAUCCUGCACGCCUUCUUCUCCCUGUACAUCAGAAUACGACAGGCAUGGCACCUGGUGUGCUACCACGUAUCCUCCAUCUUGUUCUAUCACCAUCGAACCCCUGAAUAUAUCGAGCGCGACGUCGUCGGCCUGAAGCAGAAGCCGAAGCACCUCAGUGUCAUUUUGAAGCGUGAAGAGGGCGGCAGACAUGGAGCCGAGCUGGAGAGGCUGGUUGCCGAGGCGGCCGAAAUUGCCGUCUGGUGUGUGUGCGCCAAGAUCCCCGUUUUGACGGUGUACGAGCGAACAGGUCUCCUGAAGCACUACCUCCCCCAUCUCCAGCAGUCCAUCAUCCAAAAGUCCCGAUCCUACUUUGGCAGACACCAGCCGUCCCUCACCGUGGCCAUGCCCCACUCCGACGAUGUCCUCGAAUCGCCCGCCCACGGCGACUUCGUACGCGACGACCCGCGCCAUCUCAAGGUCCUCUUUAUUUCCGCUGAAGACGGCCGCGACUCCAUGGUCGACCUCACGCGAACGUUGACUGAGAUGUCCCAGAAGGGUAAGCUCCACCCUGGCGAUAUCAGCACGGAUUUGAUCGAUGCCGAGUUGUCCGAGGGCAUCAUGCCGGAGCCCGACUUGCUCAUCUCUUUCGGCCCCUAUGUCGACCUUGACGGCUACCCGCCCUGGCCCAUCCGUCUGACCGAGAUCUUCUGCCUGCCCGACAACCAGGGCGUCGGGUAUCAGGUCUUCUUGAGAGCGCUAAACAACUUCGCCAAGGCGCAGUUCCGCAAAGGCAAAUAA